Molecule: messenger RNA, 1265 nt
Organism: Eucalyptus grandis
Lineage: Eukaryota; Viridiplantae; Streptophyta; Magnoliopsida; Myrtales; Myrtaceae
Product: zinc finger protein 3
Exons: 2
Coding region: 409-1077 (222 amino acids)
Biological process (GO): negative regulation of abscisic acid-activated signaling pathway
Source: RefSeq, a predicted model, not a curated record
GCCACAUCUUUUUAAAGAUAAGUCCAUUCCAAGACUCACAUGAGUCCAAAAACCAAAAGGGCGGAUUUAUUCGGUCUUGGAUUUAAUAUGUGAAGACACAGCUGCGGACAUUCACAAAGGAGGAGCGUGAAGCACAAACACAAGAAUGGCCAGAAGACAGGAGUUUGAGGCGAAGAGAAGAACAAAAGUACACGUUUAUAGUGCGUACAUGGAUAUAGGUGCACGAUAUCGCUCAUGAGUUUCAAUCAAGAGUUUCAAAAGGUUGUUUCCAUGGCACAUGACUAGUAAGCCGCUUUUGCUAAUUUCCUCCGCAUGUACCCUCCAAAGUGAGAGCAGGUCACUCAGAAAACCCAACCUCAGCUUAUCAUCUGAAGUCCCCUCUCUUGUGAAAACCUCAUAUCUUAAGCCAUGGAGGGGAUGCAAAAGCUAGAGGAAGAUCAUCAGAGACAGAGAGAAAGCAAGAAUUCCGCUCUUACCCUGGAUCUCAGCCUAUCUAGGGAAGAUUCCUGUCACGGUUCGAAUCCAGAACUGGAUCUCAUCCAAGGUUUCGACUCCGAUUCACCUCGAAACUCUGAAGACACCCUUCCAGGUAGUGAAACCGAGCCAAGAGUGUUUUCAUGCAACUAUUGUCAGAGGAAAUUUUACAGCUCUCAAGCACUCGGAGGCCACCAGAACGCGCACAAACGAGAGCGGACGCUAGCAAAGCGUCACCGGAUCGGCGGUUUUGCGUAUUCCAGCAUGGCCUCCCUGCCUCUGCAUGGCUCUUAUAACAGAUCUCUCGGCAUUCAAGUGCAUUCCAUGAUCCACAAGCCGCCUCACACUUAUGGACAUGACGGGUGGAGUCGGCAAUCGCUGAAUCAGCAGCCUGCAGUUGGAAGACUUGUGGUACAGGAUUCUUUUCGUGUGGGUAUAACCACCACAGGAUCAUCAUCAAAUUCCGGGAUCGGCAGAUUCGACGGAGUCAGGAGGAUUCCUUCUGCCGCCGAAGGGAUGGGAGGAUCCUGGUGGGGCAGUGUAAACCAUUUGGAUACCAAACAAGAUGAAGUGCAGAAAAUUGACUUGUCCCUGAAACUCUAAGCUGUUUUUCUCUUCCUUUUCCCCCCCUUUUUUCGCCCUCUCCAAGCAAAAGUAAUGACAUUAUCUUACUUCUUCAGGCAAAGUUGGUUUAUUUUGUUUCGGGAUUACCAUCUGUACAUGCUUUUCUGAGUAUAGACAUAAAUCACCGUGGGAUGGACUAAUUUCUAGGACGCUUCUACUGUCUCCUA